Molecule: messenger RNA, 4244 nt
Organism: Callithrix jacchus (white-tufted-ear marmoset)
Lineage: Eukaryota; Metazoa; Chordata; Mammalia; Primates; Cebidae
Gene: GRM7
Product: glutamate metabotropic receptor 7
Biological process (GO): G protein-coupled receptor signaling pathway
Cellular component (GO): membrane
Molecular function (GO): G protein-coupled receptor activity
Source: RefSeq, a predicted model, not a curated record
AGGGUGGGGAGAGAAGCGAGCCAGCGAGGGAGGGAGGGAGUGGGAGGAGGAGGAGAGGGAGCCGAACGACCAUUUAAAGCGAUAGCAAUCCCUGCCCUCUCCCCAGUGCUGGGCUGUAGGAGAGAGCGAGCUGCACGCUGGUGAGCGCGAGCGCGGCGUGCUGGCCGGCGAACCAGAGAGCGCGAGGAGCCCCAGGCUGGCAGGCGCCUCGGGACCCCUCACCCUCUCUGGUCGCCCCUCCCCCGACUCCCCCACCCUUCGUGCCUGGAGGAGCCCCUGGGCUUUCCCGGAGGAGCAAACCCAGAGGGGCCCGGACCUCGGCGAUCCCACAACCGUCCCCUCCAGCGGCUGCCGCCACCGCAGCAGCCAGAGCAGCAUGGUCCAGCUGAGGAAGCUGCUCCGCGUCCUGACUUUGAUGAAGUUCCCCUGCUGCGUGCUGGAGGUGCUCCUGUGCGCGCUGGCGGCAGCAGCGCGCGGCCAGGAGAUGUACGCCCCGCACUCAAUCCGGAUCGAGGGGGACGUCACCCUUGGGGGGCUGUUCCCCGUGCACGCCAAGGGUCCCAGCGGAGUGCCCUGCGGCGACAUCAAGAGGGAGAACGGGAUCCACAGGCUGGAAGCGAUGCUCUACGCCCUGGACCAGAUCAACAGUGAUCCUAACCUACUGCCCAACGUGACGCUGGGCGCGCGGAUCCUGGACACUUGUUCCAGGGACACUUAUGCGCUCGAACAGUCGCUCACUUUCGUCCAGGCGCUCAUCCAGAAGGACACCUCCGACGUGCGCUGCACCAACGGUGAACCCCCGGUUUUCGUCAAGCCGGAGAAAGUAGUUGGAGUGAUUGGGGCUUCGGGGAGUUCGGUCUCCAUCAUGGUAGCCAACAUCCUGAGGCUCUUCCAGAUCCCCCAGAUUAGUUAUGCAUCAACGGCACCCGAGCUAAGUGAUGACCGGCGCUAUGACUUCUUCUCUCGCGUGGUGCCGCCCGAUUCCUUCCAAGCCCAGGCCAUGGUAGACAUUGUAAAGGCCCUUGGCUGGAAUUAUGUGUCUACUCUUGCAUCCGAAGGAAGUUAUGGAGAGAAAGGUGUGGAGUCCUUCACGCAGAUUUCCAAAGAGGCAGGCGGACUCUGCAUUGCCCAGUCCGUGAGAAUCCCCCAAGAGCGCAAAGACAGGACCAUUGACUUUGAUAGAAUUAUCAAACAGCUCCUGGACACCCCCAACUCCAGGGCCGUCGUGAUUUUUGCCAACGACGAGGAUAUAAAGCAGAUCCUUGCAGCAGCCAAAAGAGCUGACCAAGUUGGUCAUUUUCUUUGGGUGGGAUCAGACAGCUGGGGAUCCAAAAUAAACCCACUGCACCAGCAUGAAGAUAUAGCAGAAGGGGCCAUCACCAUUCAGCCCAAGCGAGCCACGGUGGAAGGGUUUGAUGCCUACUUUACGUCCCGCACACUUGAAAACAACAGAAGAAAUGUAUGGUUUGCCGAAUACUGGGAGGAAAACUUCAACUGCAAGUUGACAAUUAGUGGGUCAAAAAAAGAAGACACAGAUCGCAAAUGCACAGGACAGGAGAGAAUUGGAAAAGAUUCUAACUAUGAGCAGGAGGGUAAAGUCCAGUUCGUGAUCGAUGCAGUCUAUGCUAUGGCUCAUGCCCUUCAUCACAUGAACAAGGAUCUCUGUGCUGACUACCGGGGUGUCUGCCCAGAGAUGGAGCAAGCUGGAGGCAAGAAGUUGCUGAAGUAUAUCCGCAAUGUUAACUUCAAUGGUAGUGCUGGCACUCCAGUGAUGUUUAACAAGAACGGGGAUGCACCUGGGCGUUAUGACAUCUUUCAGUACCAGACCACAAACACCAGCAACCCUGGUUACCGUCUGAUCGGGCAGUGGACAGACGAACUUCAGCUCAACAUAGAAGACAUGCAGUGGGGUAAAGGAGUCCGAGAGAUACCCCCCUCAGUGUGCACACUACCAUGUAAGCCUGGACAGAGAAAGAAGACACAGAAAGGAACUCCUUGCUGUUGGACCUGUGAGCCUUGUGAUGGUUACCAGUAUCAGUUUGAUGAGAUGACAUGCCAACAUUGCCCCUAUGACCAGAGGCCCAAUGAAAAUCGAACCGGUUGCCAGGAUAUUCCCAUCAUCAAACUGGAGUGGCACUCCCCCUGGGCUGUGAUUCCUGUCUUCCUGGCAAUGUUGGGGAUCAUUGCCACCAUCUUUGUCAUGGCCACUUUCAUCCGCUACAAUGACACGCCCAUUGUCCGCGCAUCUGGGCGGGAACUCAGCUACGUUCUUUUGACAGGCAUCUUUCUUUGCUACAUCAUCACUUUCCUGAUGAUUGCCAAACCUGAUGUGGCAGUGUGUUCAUUCCGGCGUGUUUUCUUGGGCUUGGGUAUGUGCAUCAGUUAUGCAGCCCUUUUGACAAAAACAAAUCGGAUUUACCGCAUAUUUGAGCAGGGCAAGAAAUCAGUGACAGCUCCCAGACUCAUAAGCCCAACAUCGCAACUGGCAAUCACUUCCAGUUUAAUAUCAGUUCAGCUUCUAGGGGUUUUCAUUUGGUUUGGUGUUGAUCCACCCAAUAUCAUCAUAGACUAUGAUGAACAUAAAACAAUGAACCCUGAGCAGGCCAGAGGAGUUCUCAAGUGUGACAUUACAGAUCUCCAAAUCAUUUGCUCCUUGGGAUAUAGCAUUCUUCUCAUGGUCACAUGUACUGUGUAUGCCAUCAAGACUCGGGGUGUACCAGAGAAUUUUAAUGAAGCCAAGCCCAUUGGAUUCACUAUGUACACGACAUGUAUAGUAUGGCUUGCCUUCAUUCCAAUUUUUUUUGGCACUGCUCAAUCAGCGGAAAAGCUCUACAUACAAACUACCACACUUACAAUCUCCAUGAACCUAAGUGCAUCAGUGGCGCUGGGGAUGCUAUACAUGCCGAAAGUGUACAUCAUCAUUUUUCACCCUGAACUCAAUGUCCAGAAACGGAAGCGAAGCUUCAAGGCGGUAGUCACAGCAGCCACCAUGUCUUCGAGGCUGUCACACAAACCCAGUGACAGACCCAACGGUGAGGCAAAGACAGAGCUCUGUGAAAACGUAGACCCAAACAGCCCUGCUGCAAAAAAGAAGUAUGUCAGUUAUAAUAACCUGGUUAUCUAACCUGUUCCAUCCCAUGGAACUAUGGAGGAGGAAGACCCUCAGUUAUUUUGUCACCCAACCUGGCAUAGGACUCUUUGGUCCUACCCGCUUCCCAUCACCAGAGGAGCUUCCCCAGCCAGGAGACCAAUGUUAGAGGAUCCAAGUGACCUAAACAGCUGCUUUAUGAAAUAUCCUUACUUUAUCUUGGCUUAAUAAGUCACUGACAUCAGCACUGCCAACUCGGCUGCAAUUUUGGACGUUCCCUACCAAAGGGAGUGUUGAAACUUAAGUCCCGCCCCGGCUCUUUAGGAUGGACUGCUGAGAGCCACAGGACCGUUUUGGGGCUGACCUGUCUUACUACGUAUGUACUUCUAGGUUGCAAGGUUUUGAAAUUUUCUGUACAGUUUGUGAGGACUUUUGCACUUUGCCAUCUGAUGUUGUACCUCGGUUCACUGUUUGUUUUCGAAUGCCUUGUUUUCAUAGAGCCCUAUUCUCUCAGAUGGUGGAAUAUUUGGAAAAAUUUUAAAACAAAAUUUUAAAGAGAUCUCGGCAGACUAAAAAACCGUACAUCUGUACAUGACUGUAUAAUUAUGAUUACAGUACCACUGCACAUCAUGUUAUUUUUUUAAGACAAAAAAGAUGUUUAAAGACCAAAAACUGUGCUGAGAAAGUAUGCCCCACCUAUCUUUGGUAUACUAUAGGUUACACAAAAGGAAGGUAUUGGCUGAACUGAAUAGAGGUCUUGAUCUUUGGAAUGCAUGCCAGUAAUGUAUUUUACAGUACAUGUUUAUUAUGUUCAAUAUUUGUAUUUGUGUUCUCUUUUGUUAUUUUAAUUAGGGUAUAUGAAUAUUUUGCAAUAAUUUUAAUUAUUAAGCUGUUUGAAGGAAAGAAUAUGGAUUUUUCAUGUCUUGAGGUUUUGUUCAUGCCCCCUUUGACUGAUCAGUGUGAUAAGGACUUCAAAAAAAAAAAGCAUGUAUGUUUUUUACUGUUUGUAAUAAGUACUUUCGUUAAUCUUGCUGCUUAUGUGCCAAUUUAGUGGGAAAAAACAACCCUUGCUGAAAAAUUCCCUCUUUCCAUUCUCUUUCAAUUCUGUGAUAUUGUCCAAGAAUGUAUCAAUAAAAUACUUUGGUUAACUUUUUUA